CCCGCCGGCUCGGCUCAGCUCACAGUCCUCGCGGCGCCCGGCGUUCCUGCUGCUCUUUGCCUGGCUUUCGAGAAUUAAGCGUUAAGUACCACGUGGUAUCGAACCCAGUGCCUCAUCCGUGCUAGAUUUAGCCACCUGGAACUAUGAGUGAAUGGAUGAAGAAAAGCCCCUUAGAAUGGCAAGACUACGUUUACAAAGAAGUCAGAGUGAUAGCCAGUGAGAAGAAGGAGUAUAAAGGAUGGCUUUUAACUACAGAUCCAGUCUCUGCCAAUAUUGUCCUUGUGAACUUCCUUGAAGAUGGCAGCUUGUCUGUGACUGGAAUUAUGGGACAUUCUGUGCAAACUGUUGAAAUUGUGAAUGAAGGGGACCAUGGAGUAAGAGAGAAACUGAUGCAUUUGUUCAUGUCUGGAGACUGUAAAGCUUACAGCCCUGAAGAUCUGGAAGAGAGAAAGAAUAGCCUAAAGAAGUGGCUUGAGAAGAAUCACAUCCCCAUCACUGAACAGGGAGAUUCACGAAGGACUCUCUGUGUGGCUGGGGUCUUGACUAUAGAUCCACCAUAUGGUCCAGAAAAUUGUAGCAGCUCUAAUGAGAUUAUUCUGUCCCGGGUUCAGGAUCUUAUUCAAGGACAUCUUGUAGCUUCCCAGUGAGAGGUCAAGAACUGUGGAUACACUAAUUGAAACCGACUUCAUGUUUUUGUUCUGUCAUGGUAUGUUUUGAAUUUAAGUCCAUCAUAUUGUGGGACUUCAAAAGUAUAUGAGUGUUGUGUUCAUUUAUGUGUAUAAUUUUUUGUUAUUUUGGCAAAAUCAAAAGAGUGAAUUGUGAAUGCUAAUUUUGUUGGGAAAUAAAUGAACUAAUUGGUAUAAGGAUA
Marmota flaviventris (yellow-bellied marmot) is the source of this 868-nucleotide messenger RNA. RefSeq names its product gem nuclear organelle associated protein 6 (gene Gemin6). Gene Ontology annotation, cellular component: nucleus; SMN complex. The record is from RefSeq and is a predicted model, not a curated record. Gene Ontology annotation, biological process: spliceosomal snRNP assembly; spliceosomal complex assembly. NCBI's taxonomy places the organism in Eukaryota, Metazoa, Chordata, Mammalia, Rodentia, Sciuridae. Gene Ontology annotation, molecular function: RNA binding.